AUGGAGGAAUCAGUGGUGAAGUUCCUUGCUGGAUUUCAUAUUCAUGUGAAGUUGAAUUGGUUGAAAGCUGUGAUUUUGUUCGCCAAGUUACAUGGAGUAGGAGAUGAGGAAGCCGCUCUAUGCAAUGCAGUAGUUGAGCAACUCCUACACUCUGAUCUUUCCGACUCCUAUGAACCACUCACAAAGGUUCCAGUGGUUGCUGUAAAGGCCGUUAUCGUCAAGCAAAUGAUUUUCCAGAAUUAUCCAUUUCGUCUUUCUUUACUUCAUGUUGUUUCUGUCGUCAACACUGCACGGUCUUGCUAUGAUCAAUAUCGUGAAUGUAUCAAUAGUGAGGACGAUCUGUCGUGGUUUUAUGGUGAUGAAGAUGAGAACGGUCCCGAACAGCGGUCUCCUGAUACGAAACAACUGGAAGGUUCUGGUCGCCGUAGGAUGCUUAAAAUAAAGCUUUUUGAUGGCCAGAACACCGUACAUGCUAUCGAGUAUGGUGGAAAGCUUGCACUGGACGAAAAUACAUUACCGGGAACAAAGGUUUUAAAUGGCGAUAUUGAUGGGAAACCUAUAGAUCUCAAGUCGAUGUUUGCAGAACGUCUUGGUAUAAAGCAAGAUGUUAAAGGACAGCGAAGUGUUUGUCUUUGUAGUUCUUCUACGAUUUCGCCAUUUCUCGUUCGUAUUCCUCGAAUGCCCAACCAGGCUAUACAUAACCGUGAAACGACAGCACAGGAUACAAAAGAUAUGAAGAAAGAGAAUUUACCGAUUCCUCUACGUAAUUCACAGAUUAUUCCUCACGUUCUAGAGAAGCAUGAAGCUAAAAUAUGCAGGCCAUCAUUCAGCAGUAACGAGAAUUCACUGGCCAACAGAUCCAUAAUGGAAUACUUCUCCGUUUCUCGCAAUAAACGAGAAGUAGCGGAGACUUCGAUGAGUUCUUCUCAUCCUAUCCAUCCUGUUCCUGCUGUUCCUUUCUCAGAACAACUGGUUGUUGUUGUGCACAAGAACGACAAAGUGGUUGAAACCGAACUUCGUGAAAACGACGAAAUGAAAGAAGAAGAUGUUCCGCUGUUGAAUAGUAUGGUUACGCCUCCAAGUACAAGGAAAAACAUUUCUCCGGCAUUGAAUAGUUCGCCUGCUAUUUCUAAUGCUGCUGUAAAAGCUGAGGACCCAAUAGGUAGUGAAGUUUUCACAGGAAUAGAGGAGACUGUUAUGAUGACUACGCAAGAACUCAUAAAUUCAUCGAGUCCAGAAAUUAGUUCUUUACAAAACGAUUCUGAUUUGAUAUCAUUUAUAGCAAAUUCAGUCUCAAAGGAAAUCAAUGUCCAGGAAUAUCGAUCACCACCUUUGACACGCUGGGUGAAAAAUCCGCCUUCAUCUGCUGUUGUACCUUACAAAAAAGGGCGUAUGGAUGACAGAGCGCAGCAAAUUCAGAGCUCACUGAUGUUGUUGCCGGUAGUAAAAUGGAUGCUUUUUAUUAUGUCAAUUUCAAAAGCUAAGGUAGCCGAAAACUGA
Molecule: messenger RNA, 1500 nt
Organism: Angiostrongylus costaricensis
Lineage: Eukaryota; Metazoa; Nematoda; Chromadorea; Rhabditida; Metastrongylidae
Source: the annotation of a GenBank genome assembly